Oryza sativa Japonica Group (Japanese rice) is the source of this 914-nucleotide messenger RNA. RefSeq lists its product as uncharacterized. The record is from RefSeq and is a predicted model, not a curated record. NCBI's taxonomy places the organism in Eukaryota, Viridiplantae, Streptophyta, Magnoliopsida, Poales, Poaceae.
UACCCCAACUUGAGGGGAUCCAUUCCGGCCGACCUCCUUCCUCCUAUAUAUUCUAGGGUUUUCUGUCCCGGCGAUCCGACUGUUCUCUCGCCCAUCGCCGCCGCCUCCGCCGCCUCUGCCCCAGAACUGGAGUAGUUUCUGAUUUGGGACUAAAAACUCUUCGUGUUUGUGUGAUCGCUUGUGAUUGUGGCACGGCAACCAUUCUUAUCAUGUCCAGAAGAUUAAUUCCUUCUUCUUGUUGUUGGGAAUAAAUGGAUAGAUAGAUUUACUUCUGAAUUUGUCUCUGAAAGAGGGGGGCAUAUGGCUUCCUUAUUUCGACGAUCUUCGAUCACCCACCACGCCACCUCAGCUGUGGCAUCUGCAGCAGGUGCUCACCGUGCCUUCUCUCCAGCAAUGGGAGGUGGCAUUCGACCUGAUCUUACAAACACUGAGAUUGACAAGCUUCUGCUCCAGAAAUCUGCAUUCAACAAGGCAGGCAUAUUUUCAGCGAGAGGUAAGAUCACGCAUGCCAAUGUUGAGAAAGGGCUCGUGCUGUCUGAAUGCCUAAAGAUUCUGCGCCGGGAGGGUGAACAGCAGAGUUGGGCUAAGCUGUGGUGCAAGCAGAUUGCAGCCGUGGUGAUUUUUGGGGUGCUGUUUAGGUCGGGAGAACCGGAGAAGCAUGAACCAAAUGCUAGUAGUUAAUAAUUAAUUCUAAGAGGCUUAUAACUAAGUUAAAAGCAUGUGACUGUGGACUGUGGUGUUAUGCUGACAAGCAAUUUAUGCUCUUUAUCUUUCUUGGGAAGGGCGACAUUUUGACAAGCAAAACAUGAUGAUGCUGAUUGUUUGUUUUGAGUUGGCACUUCUGAGUUCUAAUUAAGAUGCGUGUUGAACAUGCGGCUACUUUCGUGUGGUAUAUAUGAUUAUGUUCAUAACCA